CUCUAGUUUCUAUAACUUUAUGCGUAUAUUAAAACUGUAGAUUAAACUGUUUGUUGGUGUGUUUAUAUUGGGUGCAGAGAAUCACUCCGUUAUUACAUAAUAUAUUUUAUAUAAGAAGUGUGACGUACGCUGCACUACAGAUGAUUUUGUGGGUUACAGUCCUGAUAGGAUACUUUACCUUAAAAUGGUUCUUGGGGAGGUUAAAGGUCAAUAAUUAUGGUGUAAAGUAUGUCCUAAUAACCGGUUGUGAUACAGGAUUUGGAAAUCUUUUGGCAAAAAGAUUAGAUGGUUUAGGAUUUCAUGUUAUUGCUGCCUGUCUGAAACAAGAUGCUGCAACUGAACUAAAGAAGACGUCAUCCGAACAUCUUCAGACACUUCAAUUAGAUGUUUCGUCAGAAGAUGAUAUCAAGUCUGCACUCACCAAGGUAAAAUCAAUUUUACCUUCCAAUAGAGGACUAUGGGCUGUUGUAAAUAAUGCUGGUAUAGGUGGCACUAUCGGACCUAUCGAGUGCUUAAACAGAAAAGACUACAUGGAUACACUGGCUGUUAAUUUACUUGGCUUAAUAGACGUCACUAAAAUGUUUUUACCACUGAUAAGAAAGGAAAGAGGAAGGGUAGUUAACAUCGCCAGCAUAAUUGGACGCAUUGCUUUGGUACCUACACCGUACUGUGUUUCAAAAUAUGGAGUAGAAGCUUUCUCAGAUAGCCUACGACGAGAGGUGUAUCACCAAGGAAUAAAGGUCAGUAUCUUGGAACCGGGAUAUUUUAACACAGAGAUACUCAACGCCCAGAAACUUGAUGAAAAAUUUCAAGACGCAUUUAAUCAAGGAGAUUCUGAGUUCCGGCAAUAUUAUGGACAGGAGUUUAUUGAUCAAAGUAAGAUGAUGAUUAAACAACUCCGGGAGAAAUCAUCCAGUAACUUAUUCGAAGUAAUCGACGCUUACGAACACGCCAUCACUGCCAGAUACCCCAAAUCCAGGUACAUCCUUGGAAACGACGCUAAAUACUUUUUCAGAUUGUUAUGGACUAUCCCAGAAUGGAUGUCGGAUUUCAUUAUUUGUUUUAGCUCACCUCGGCCCAAGGGAUCACGAUAGGCCACGUUAAUGAGUCUGUCCUGGUAUCGAGAUGGCCACCGCAGAUCCGUAGCUAGCGGGGUCAGGGGGGGGGGGGAAGGGGCCGCCGAACCCCGCCGCCCUUUCCAUUGGACGCAAUAUGAAGCCAACGACCAACGUGCUCAUACCAGUAUGGACGCCCCAUAAAGCCAAGUGACAUUGGUUGGGCUGCCCCCCCCCCCAGCCCCCACACCGAUAGCUACAGUCCUGCGCCCACCCUUGAAAACAGUCUGACGACAUAAUUACUGUCUGAACCUUGCUAUUUUAUAAACGGAUUUCUUCGAUUAUGAACAAACUGUUUAACUUUGGUUAAUAAAAACUUACCUGUGUGUUUGAAAUCAACCCCGGUUAAAUAAAAUCCAUUGCACAAUUAAAUAUCUCAACGAAUAAAAAAGUU
Molecule: messenger RNA, 1509 nt
Organism: Patella vulgata (common limpet)
Lineage: Eukaryota; Metazoa; Mollusca; Gastropoda; Patellidae
Product: retinol dehydrogenase 16
Exons: 5
Coding region: 141-1094 (317 amino acids)
Source: RefSeq, a predicted model, not a curated record